Molecule: messenger RNA, 531 nt
Organism: Dujonia railenensis
Lineage: Eukaryota; Fungi; Ascomycota; Pichiomycetes; Serinales; Debaryomycetaceae
Source: the annotation of a GenBank genome assembly
AUGGACCCGUUGAAAGGUAAAUACACUUACUUUCAAAGAGUACUCCACAAAUUUAAAGCUCGCAGAGAUAUUCCUUUCCGUAGGAAGUUUUUCAUGGGCUAUGAUCUCUAUGGAAAUACGUACUGGGAAUUCACUAUCGAUGGAAAUAUGCAAAGAUUGAGAAGAAAAUUGGAACCAUAUCAAGAGCAGCUAUUCAAGGCAGAUUAUUUUAAAACAGUCCCACCGCAAUGGCUUCAAUGGUUAAGAAGAACCAGAAUCGAUCCACCUACCUUAGAAGAAUUAAUAAAUGACCAAGUAAGGCAACAGAGAAUCAAAAUAUUGGCUCAGCAGGCUGAUGAAAAAUGGCACUUGGAAAAGGAAAGAUUGGAGCAACAGCAUAACUUGCAGUUAGAGGAAGAGUUGAGAAGGGCAAAGGAGCCUACUGGCAUAGAUACAGAAGCUGAUGGAGCAAAGAAAGAGGAUCCUUGGGCUAAAGCAGCAAGCGAGAAUUCUGAUGAACCUCAGUCUGCGACCAUCAAUCCAAGAAGGUAA